UUAUAGCAUAAAUUUUUCCUUCAUUUAGAAAUAUUUUUACACAGAAAAUUUGCAUGUAAAAAUUAAAGUAAAAUGUGUAUAAUGUUAAGAAAUAUAUUAUUUUACAAAUAUGAAAAUUCAAUUUAAAUACACAUACAAUAUGAAAUCUUGUUCCCACGUAGGGUUAUUACCCUUCACUGAAACCAUUAGAUUUCAGAUUCAUUUCCUGGAGUUUCUAAUGUAACAUAAACAUCAAGUUGAUCUACAAAGAAAAGAAAAUGAACGAUUAGGUCACACAGAACGGAAUUAAAACAGAAAUCUUUUUAGAAGAUAUAUAAAUUAUUAAAAGUUAUCCAUAAAAAAGUAAAUUUAAUUCAUCAGAUUCAUAAACAUUAAUUUGAAUUCCUUUUUAUGCUUGUUUGUUAAAAAUCAAAAGCACUCCAUUAAUUGUUCCAUAGUAUUGCAGUGGCCAAACAAGAUAUAUAAAGUAUGUAUUUUUUUAAUACAUCUAGUAGAAAACCAUGAAGCAAUUCCAAUUUUAGACAAUGAUAAAUGACUAUUGUCUGAAAUACAGCAAUCUAUAUUAUUUUUUAUAACACUGCAUUUAUUGUCUGAUUUAUUGAAGUUACAGAGUUGUGACUUGUAUUGCAUGUGCACUGCACAAAGUUAAAUUUGAAUUUUUUUUACAUCAGUAAUUAUUGUAAUCACUAAGAUGUUUAAUGUACAUAUUCAAAAACACAUACAUUAGUUUCCAAAGGUAGCAGAGGUUGUUUUGUAGCAUGGAAUGCCAAGAUUGCUACAUCUGAGCAAUUAAACUGAAUCCAGGCAUUGUUGGCUGCAGAUGAGUAUGUAGCUGAUAUCCAAUAAUUUCUCAAACAUGCUUGAUAAGUAAAAAAUUAGAUGAUCUCAUUAGCCAUAUAGCAGGUUAAUACAUUCAAAUACUGUAUGGGAAUGGACAGUGUCUUAUUAAAAUAAACCAGUACUUCUUUGUUAUAGCGGCCCCAAGAUUGAAUCUUCUAUAAACAGAGAUAUCUGGCCACAUGUUCUUAUACCUCACCAUGUGAUUGUAUAAUUAGCACAGGCUGCACAUUCUUUUACCUUACCAUAUAAUCAUAUACUAGCAUCAUGCUACAUUUUUCCUCUCACCGCAUGUUCUUAUAUUAUUUAUUUUUUAUGAGGUUUUUGAAUUUGCAUUCUUUAUUUAAAAAUGUAUUAAUUUCUUUUUGUUGUGAAUAUGGUGUAAACAAUCUUAAAUUUAUGAAAUAAUGAGGUGGAUGCCAUAUUAUUUUCCAACAAAGAGAUUUUUUACCUGACGAACGAGUAUGCAAAAAUGGCCGCAACGUGAAACUUUAUAUUAAUGAUGAAACCAUUUCGAGGUGCAAUGUUAAAAAUUUCAAAAAGACGAAAGACCUCCAUGUUGGAAAUUGGUUUCAGUGGUUCCAGAAUAUUAUUUGUCACUGCUAUUAGAUUUAUGUAUUCUUGGGCAGAGGAUUUGACAUCCGUGAAAUGGUGUAACAAAAAGCUUAAUAUGUGUGAAAGUGUUGCUCUUGACUGGAACAAUUACAUGAACUAAAAUAGUAUGAAUAAGGAUAAGGUUCCUUAAGAAUAUUCUUAGGAAAUGACAUCUGAGUACUAUUGUUACAAUUAUGUAUUUUGUUGUUUAUUUUUACAUCUGUGCUUCGUGAGCUUGGCAAAAUUAUAGCUGAGAUCUUGGUGCAAAUCUAAAAUCACAAAAAAUGGUUGGUUGCUGCUGCUGUUCUAACAAAGAAGUAUUGAAAAAUUAUAUAACCCUAAUUUCUCCACAUAGCAAAAGUAUUGGAUCCUUCUCAGUCUGAAAUUAAGUGCAUAGAUUUUCUUAUUAAAUCUUGCUAUUCAACUGUAUUUAAUCUGAAGUGGAUAUUUUUUAUUUUUAAAGUAAUUAAUUUCUUGAGUAUAUGCUGUGAAUUAUUGUAUUUCAUAUUCAUUCAGUAAUUUGUUUAUUAUUCUGAAAGAUCAAUUUUAUUGCAGGUCAUUCAUAUCUUGAACUAUUUGAGAGGUCGAUUCAUUUCUCUUUUCUUACCAGAGGCAAUAUUUCCAUUAUGCAAGCAAAUAGUGAAUCAGAACGAGAAUUCUUUAAACGUAUUGUGUCAUAUAUAAAACUUGUUAAAUCAUUUGAAAACUCAGAUUUAUGGAAUGAAGCUCAAGAAUUAAUUCCGAUUGAAGAGUUAAAUAUUAAAGCUGCAAUAAAUUCAUCUGUAUUAGAAAGUAAAGGAAUUGAUGUUGACUUAGCUGAUCUUUUACUUAAAGAAUUACUUCAUUGGUUCAAAUCUGAAUUUUUUACCUGGGUAGAUAAACCAAAAUGCGAGAAUUGUGGUAAAUUACCAGAAGAUAGAGGCUAUGUACCACCUGAUGAUUCUGAAGAAAUAUGGGGUGCUGAUAGAGUAGAACAGUAUUUUUGUUCAUCUUGCAAUAUAUUUGUUCGAUUUCCUAGGUAUAAACAUCCUAAGAAGUUAAUGGAGACCCGCCGUGGUCGAUGUGGUGAAUGGGCUAUAUGUUUCACAUUCAUAUGUCGGGUAAUGGGAUAUGAUGCUCGAUUUGUAUGUGAUUGGAAUGAUCAUGUGUGGACAGAAAUUUUCUCUGCUACUCAGAAUCGGUGGCUACAUUGUGAUUCUUGUGAAAACAUUUGUGAUCAACCCCUUAUUUAUGAAAAGGGUUGGAAGAAACAAAAUAAUUAUAUAAUUGCUUUUUCAAGGGAUGAAAUUCAAGAUGUUACAUGGCGAUACACUUGUGAUUUUAAUGAAGUUUUAAAACGACGUACUUUAUGCAGAGAAGUAUGGCUGUGUAAUAUUAUUGUGUUACUAAAUGAUAAACUACAGAAGAAUGCUCCAGCAGAAUACAAGAAAAUGCUAUAUCACAGGAGAGCACUGGAGUUAGCAGAAUUUUUAACUCCACCAAAAUAUGAUGGAGAACAUUACAGUGGUAGAAAUUCUGGUUCGUUGGAAUGGAGGUUAACAAGAAAAGAGACUGAAGUUCCUGAAGAAAAUGCAUAUGAGUUUAAACUAUGCUGUCAAGAAAUUGACCAUCAACAUUUUCACAUUAAAUAUGACUGUGCCUCUGAUAAAUAUGUUCGAAUUUCAGAUAAUUUAGCUGAGACUGGAAAUUGGGCAACGUAUGUUUUUAGUUAUAAUAAUGUUUUUCGUAAAGUAGAACAUGAUUGGAAUACGGCAUAUUUGUGUCGCACUGAAGGUUCAUCAAAAGGCUUAAUAACAUGGAAAUUUAACUUCAAAGACAGUGGUCUCAUUAUUAGGACGUUAAGAGCAACUCUUAACAGUACAACAUUUGAAAAUGGAAAAGUUAAAUGGUUUAUAAGUACAGAUUCUGAGUUGAAGUUUUCAAAAAUUUAUGAAGCAAAAGAUGUUGUUCCUCUCAAGACUGAUGAAUUUAGGGGAUCAACUAAUUUGACAAUAACUGCUGAACUUGUAGAAGGUAGUGGAAAUCAAGCAUGGCAACACGCUCAGCUUUUCAGACAAACUUUAAAUUCAUCUGAAUUUCCUUUUGAGGUGGAGAUAUUUCUGGAUAAGCAAUAGAGUAUUUUCAAACUGCAUUUUUCACAUGAAAUUAGGUUAUUAAAGGUAUUGUUUAAAAUCAUGCGAAUAUUUUUUAUAAAUUUAUGUAAAUUGCUCAAAUUAUGUUUAUAAGCCUCAUUAAAUUUUUUAUGAAUUUUC
Stegodyphus dumicola is the source of this 3683-nucleotide messenger RNA. RefSeq names its product N-glycanase Pngl (gene Pngl). The record is from RefSeq and is a predicted model, not a curated record. Lineage: Eukaryota; Metazoa; Arthropoda; Arachnida; Araneae; Eresidae. Gene Ontology annotation, cellular component: nucleus; cytoplasm; cytosol. Gene Ontology annotation, biological process: protein deglycosylation; glycoprotein catabolic process. Gene Ontology annotation, molecular function: peptide-N4-(N-acetyl-beta-glucosaminyl)asparagine amidase activity.